Messenger RNA from Trametes versicolor FP-101664 SS1, 1994 nucleotides. RefSeq lists its product as uncharacterized. NCBI's taxonomy places the organism in Eukaryota, Fungi, Basidiomycota, Agaricomycetes, Polyporales, Polyporaceae. The record is from RefSeq and is a predicted model, not a curated record. The transcript has 4 exons. The coding region runs from base 88 to 1608 and encodes 506 amino acids.
GUAACUUGAAUGCACCCGCCUUUUCUACUCUCUCCCGCCAUCUCGCUCCGCUCUCGACUGUCUCUCUGCUAGCACCGCCAGGCUCCGAUGGGCUCUCUCCUCCCCGACGAGCUGUGGCUCGACAUCUUCGAUCAGGCUGUCGAAGACGCCGACCUUUUUGACCACACUCUGCCGACCGCCUUUUCCGAAGCUUCCUGGUUUAAGACUUUAUACGGAGAGUGGUCUUUGCGCACUGCUCAGGAAGGCGUGAAUAACGCCCAACGGCGCAGCUAUGCUACCAAGAAGGCUAUCAUGUCUACGUGCAGAACUUGGCGUCGGUUAGGGUACGAGUUCUUCUACAGGUUCCUCUUCUUCAGCAAUCCACGCAACAUUCAGCGCGUAUGCGCCCAUAUGGAUCGCGACAAGAACUUGGGAUGGUGGACGAGGAGGCUGCACGUAACCCGCUACUUCGCAGGUGGCGGGACGACCAUGGAGACUACCCAGAACUCCCUGGUGUCCAUCAUCCGGCACUGUCCAAAUCUGCAAACCUUCAUCGUCAACUGGCCUUUGUCAAACACCUUGCAGGCCAUCGGGGACGCCAUAUGCACGUUCUGUCCACGCACGUUGCGUGUCCUGCACAUCAACAUCCCCACGACAUCCCUUGCCAAACUCAUCCACAUGUUACAGUGUCUGCCUAAGCUGGCCACUGCGCACAUAGAGUUCGACGGCACUCCCCCUGAGCAGAUCAACCUAGGCGCGGCAGCGGAUCUGGCACUCACUUUACCCGCCCUACAACAUCUCUCAUUACGAGGUCCAUUCCAGGACUUCCUCGAGGAGGCAAUCGGCUGGGAGAUUCCACUCUUGCAGACGCUCUGUCUCGACUUCGUCAACCACCGAGAUGACUUCCCCGAUCUCCUCGAGUUCCUCCGGAUGCACGGCGCGCAACUCACCUUCCUCGACCUAAACAUCAUCCCGACGCUCGAUGUGCCCACCAUUCUCGACUUAUGUCCGAUGCUCAUCACCUUCACGUUCAACCCCGACUGGCGCAUCCCGGCCUGGGAGCAGAAUUCGUUUGUCGGGCCCUCGGCGGUCCGUCGUCCGCAUGCGAACAUUACCACGAUCGGCCUGCAUCAUCUUCUCUACGCCUUCGGAGUCGGCUAUGCUGCGACCUACGACAAGGUUGAUCCCUUCGCCACGCAGAUGAUCCGCCGCCGGAACGACGUCAACUUCGCCGCGCUAAACCGGCGGAAUUUCCCUCGCCUCGAGCGUGUCCGCGUCCUCAACACCACGCUCCUCUCCGAUCUCGAAGCGAACAACGGUCCUAGUCAGCACUGCUACGAGCGCUGGGAGCGAUGGUCGCGACAGUGCCAGAAGGAGGGGAUCCGCCUGGAGGACUGCACAGGCGAGCCGCUAGGCACGCUGCCGAUGGACUCGGAGACCGAAGACGACACCGACGACGAGACGGAGGAGAGCGUCCAGGGGGAGGCACAGCAGGCCCAGACGCAGCCGCACCUCUCGUCGCUCAGGGAGCUCCUCAUGGAGUGCAGGAGGAUGAACGCGCAGCGCGAGGCGGACGUCACCCCUCCGGCGCUUCGGAUGAUAUAUGCUGGGACCUCGCGGGCGUCAUAGCCAUAGCCAUAACCGCUUCGCUCGCCCUGACUGGCCGACACGACUCCACCAGGAGCCUGGGCCAGGUGCUCCACAGUCAUGCUCUACGACCAAAUACGACCUUGACGCCAGCCCGCCGACGAUGUCAUACAUGCACACUUGCCCCCGUGUUGUCCGCUGCUCUCGCGCUUUCCCUCUCCUCUCCUCUCGGACCAAACUCGAACCCCAAUGUAUGAUUAUUUGCACUCGAACACUCGCACAGACUCCUCCCCGCAUGACUGGCAGCCAUAAGCGCCUGCACCGACUCUUUUAUAUAUCAUCAUGAACGAUGCGAACUCUGGAUACAGCAGUUUCAUAGAUACAAUAUGUUAUGUCUUAAGGCUACAUGCCGAUGCCUAUGCAACAAA